Molecule: messenger RNA, 1051 nt
Organism: Bipolaris sorokiniana ND90Pr
Lineage: Eukaryota; Fungi; Ascomycota; Dothideomycetes; Pleosporales; Pleosporaceae
Exons: 5
Coding region: 237-764 (175 amino acids)
Cellular component (GO): cytosol
Molecular function (GO): L-methionine (R)-S-oxide reductase activity; protein binding
Source: RefSeq, a predicted model, not a curated record
AACGAAACAACCCAGUCAUGCAAACGUCGUCCCUAAAAAGAAACAUUAAUUGAGUUUGGCGCGUCUCGCUAAUCAAGUAAACACUUGCUUUGAAAUCAACAUAAUUCACAGCGGUGAUUUUCUUUCCAAAAAUAAGAGACUGGGAGUUCCUUGAUUGUCUUUUGCUGAAUUGUGGGUUUUAUUUCGUCCGGCAAGCCUCGGCGAUCGCAAGUCAAGACAAAACCAUUUGUGUGUGCAUGGUGCACGCCGACUCAUCUACGUUUGCCCAUGGCAUGAGCAAGAAGGAGGUGUAUGGACAGGUUUUGGAGCAAGCGAGGGCGCUGUUUGAUGGGCAAAGGAAUUGGGUCUGCAACUUUUCAAACGCAGCUUCCCUCCUCUGGCAUGCUUACCACUCGCUACCAGCUCCUUCCUCAGCCGUUAAUUGGGCAGGCUUCUACUUCACCGACCGGUCAAAUCCUUCCCAUUUGCUGCUUGGUCCUUUCCAAGGGCAGGUAGCAUGUCAGGUUAUUGCCUUUGGGCGCGGCGUCUGCGGGAAGGCUGCUAAAGAAGCGAAGACGCAAUUGGUAGACGAUGUGGAAAAGUUCCCAGGACAUAUUGCGUGUGAUGGGGCGAGCCGGAGUGAGAUUGUUGUUCCGAUUGUCAAGGACGGGAAGGUGGUAGCGAUUAUCGACAUUGAUUGUGCGGAGCUCAAUGGAUUUACGACACAGGAUCAAGAGGCGCUGGAGGAGCUGGCGCAACUACUUGCUGAAUCAUGUGAUUUUUAAGAGGAAGCGACGACUGUAGGCCAAGGACAUGAUUUUGGCGACACAAAUGCGCCACUAGGAGCGAGAGAAGAGCAAAAAUGGCCCAUUGCGGGAUUUGGAGUAAAAAAGUAAGGCGUUGAUACGCAUCAUGAAGACAAAGACAUUGUACGGGAUUUAGUCGGCCUCGAAACAAGCGGAGGAUUGUAAUAAAGGCAUCGACCUUUGGAACACAAGGAAACAAUGGCAUGUAAACAAAAGGAUACCCGUUCGAAUGAAAAUCACCCAAGAGGUGUUUAUAUUGAAGCCCG